GAUGAGGUCAACGUCGACGAGUUCAUCAGGAGCGGUGACUUGCCCUGCGUGACUUCACCGGACUCGAGUCCUUAUCGACUUCGCUUCUUCUGCUUAUUCUAUUCUACCGCCUUGCUCUCGCGGUAAUGCCUCGAGUUGUCCUCGUGCCCUCCUCUCUCUCCCACUCCCACUCCUCAUCUGCCGUCUCCUCCACUGCACCGCUACCCCCCGCCGCAGCGCAGAUGCCGCCCAAGGUGGUCGCCGUCGCCGCCGGCGAGGCCCACACGCUCGCCCUCUCCGGUGACGGGGAGGUGUACUCAUGGGGCCGGGGCAUGUUCGGCCGCCUUGGGACCGGGCGCGAGGCCGACGAGCACGUGCCCACCGCGGUCGCCGGCGGCGGGAGUCCACGGCCCAGGUUCGUCGCCGUCGCCGCCGGUGCCUACCACAGCCUUGCGCUGGACGAUGAAGGUUCGCUCUGGUCAUGGGGUUACAACAUCUAUGGUCAGCUUGGCUAUGGGGAAGAGAAUUCUCCUUUUCCAUGUUUGGUUGAACGUUUUCAAGAUUUGGGAUCACCCGAAACACUGCAGGCUGAAGCACAGAACAGUGGCACACAGUCCUCAUUGAAGUUGUCUUCUGUCAAAGCUGGGGGCAUGAUGUCAUUUGCCAUAGACACUCUGGGGGCUAUGUGGAUGUGGGGAAAUUGCCCACAGCAGACGGAUGCUGGAGAAUUUUGUAUAGCAGCUAGCUCUGUCCCACUACCUGUGUGGGAUUUCCAUGGUCACACUGUAGUUAAGGUUGCCUGUGGUAAUGAGCAUGUCGUAGCUGCAGUCAGUGCUGGAGAGACCUAUACAGGAUGUGACCUUGUUUGUUAUGCCUGGGGCAAUAACAACCAUGGCCAGUUGGGUCUAGGUGACAAGGAAAGUAGAUCCCGUCCUGUGCUUAUCUCAGGAUUUGGCGAAGGAUCUUCUUGGGAUGUGUAUGAAAUCGCCUGCGGGGCUUGGCACACUGCUGUUCUCACCAAUAAAAAGUCUUUUGACGUGGAUCUUGAAUCUCGGUGCUGGACAUUUGGCCUUGGUGAUAAUGGGCAGCUUGGCCAUGGGACCACUGCCACCAUUUGCUCUCCACAGCCUGUUGAUGGCUUGCCAACUGGUUCCUUCCUUAUUUCUCUUGAUUGUGGAUUGUUCCAUACAACUGUAGUUUCCUCUGAUGGAGAGGUUUGGUGCUGGGGAAUGGAGAGAGGUCUUGGAUUAUGUCCUGAUGCUAGCUUUUCAGGAGUUGAUUCAGGGGAUGCUCUGCGUCCGAUAAGAGUUCAGUCUCCUGAGACAAAUGGGUUCAAGUUUCUUGGUCCAGUGCAGGUCACCUGUGGAGCUGCUCACACUGUUCUUGUUGCUGGUGAUGGGUAUAGGAUGUGGGCUUGGGGCAGAGGCCGCAGUGGCGUGCUUGGGAGAAACCAGACUGCUGACAGUUACAUACCAUGUGUCGUGAUGUGGCCUCCUCUUGAUGAGAACUUCCAAGAAAUUCGUGAGGAUAGAGCACAGGCAUCAACAUCGGGAGUGAAUGACCAGAAUAGCGCUGAGUUGGAACAAAAGCUAUCUGCUGCCUCAGAAGAGCUGCAGUUUCUUCGGUCAAAACUGACACUCAUGGAGAGAUAUGCUAACAUACUUCACAUUUCAAUAUUUCGCAAACCUCUAGAUGAACGAACACUUCCGCGUUCCCUUCAAGAAUCUCCUGUCUUUGAUAUCAGAAAGGAAUUUGAGAACAUCUUGGAUACAGCGGAUACUGAUGAACUCAAUCGCCUGGAGAUCUUCUACCGCAGCAUGCUUUCUGGUGUGAAGGAUAAGCUUUUGAAGAGAAGAGUCCAGGAAAUGGUCCAGGAGUGCAUUGUUUCGCUCUCUGCAGGGAGACAAACCCCAUGAGGUCAGUGAACUAGAUGAUUAAUUGCCAAACUGUAAUUUCUAUCGCAUUACCUGCAUCAAAAUUGUAAUAAGCAUUUAUGCUGGCAACCUGUUGUGGUUAAAUUAUAGUGCGAAAAAAAUGUAAGGGCUCCUUUGGAACACAGGGUUUCAAAAAUACAAGAAUAGGAAGAACGCAGGAAUAGGAUGUCA
This is a messenger RNA of Oryza brachyantha (malo sina), 2084 nucleotides long. RefSeq names its product ultraviolet-B receptor UVR8. The record is from RefSeq and is a predicted model, not a curated record. Bases 126 to 1895 code for a protein of 589 amino acids. The transcript is spliced from 5 exons. NCBI's taxonomy places the organism in Eukaryota, Viridiplantae, Streptophyta, Magnoliopsida, Poales, Poaceae.